AUGACCGUGCAGCGCCCGUCGUGGCCGCCGCUGUACUUCCCGCACUUCCACGGCACGGAGCCGGUGCCACGGCCGGCGGGCGGCGCCUGGGCCCCGCUGGCCGCGCUGUGCUGGCCGUGGCAGCCGCUGCCGGCCGCGGCCGGGCCCCCGCGCUACGCCGCGCUGCCCGCGCCCGUGGUGCCGGAGCCGCCGCGCCUCUGCUGCCCGCCCGCAGCGCCGCGGGCCGGGGAGGCGGCGCGGCGGCCCCCGGAGCUGGCGCAGCUGCAGCUGCAGGAGGAGAUGUGCGAGCUGGGCAUCCGCCUCAAGGAGCUGGAGCUGGCGGCGCUCAUCGGCGACGGCUUCGACGCCAGGCAGUAUAAAAUCCUGAAGGCACUGGAAGAAAAGAAGAUACAAAGCAUGAAAGCAAUGCAGAACAUGAAGUAA
Molecule: messenger RNA, 423 nt
Organism: Camarhynchus parvulus
Lineage: Eukaryota; Metazoa; Chordata; Aves; Passeriformes; Thraupidae
Gene: C5H11orf91
Product: chromosome 5 C11orf91 homolog
Exons: 2
Coding region: 1-423 (140 amino acids)
Source: RefSeq, a predicted model, not a curated record